Molecule: messenger RNA, 1781 nt
Organism: Nematostella vectensis (starlet sea anemone)
Lineage: Eukaryota; Metazoa; Cnidaria; Anthozoa; Actiniaria; Edwardsiidae
Product: collagen alpha-3(IV) chain
Exons: 3
Coding region: 267-1049 (260 amino acids)
Molecular function (GO): carbohydrate binding
Source: RefSeq, a predicted model, not a curated record
CCCUGUGGCUAAAUGCUUUAGUGACUUAUCCAACCUUUACUUCGUCUUGUUAAUCAUUUAGCAAAACACGUACGGGAGUUAUACUUUUCAAGGAAAAUAUCGAUAUCUCGAUGCUAAAUGAUCAGUUUAGGUAUCGGAAUCGACAAAAUCGGAAAAAUCGAAAUAGGGGAUACAGUGUUUGAGAGACCGCCUGAACUUGGGCGUUAUUCGCCUUAUAAUUGCAUCGUAGAAGUUCUCUAAGUGGGAUCAUAACGACGUACGGGCAAAUGUUCGUGAUUGGAGUACUGGCAGUUUUCAUUCUCGUCCCAAAUGUGGCAUCGUUACCAGUACAAGCCCCUGUGCCGCCACUACUUAACAAACUUUUAAAAGACCAGAAUGUCACACUGGGAUUCAUCCUUAAGGGUCUACAAGGUCCUCCUGGUUUGAACGGUCAAGCAGGUACUUCCGGUGCGCCCGGUAUGCCCGGACCUCCGGGUUUCAAGGGAGACCCGGGUAUGCCCGGUCUCCCUGGUCCUCCAGGUUUUCCUGGCGCACCUGGUUUCCAGGGCCCUCCUGGUCUCGACGGAAUGCCUGGUGCCCCUGGCAUGCCUGGCCCUCAAGGUUACCCUGGUGGUAGUGGUGCGCCUGGUAUACCAGGUAGCCCUGGUAUGCCUGGUCCUCCUGGUCCUGCUGGCCCAACACCCAUCAGAUAUAACGGCACAGUAAAAUGUGAAGAGGACACCGCAUGGCUUCGUUGCAACGAGUACAAACACAUCAGCAUCAUUUCUGCCUUCUGGGGAAGAAGAAACUUCGGCCUUUGCACAGAACACACCGGUUCUCUUGUAUAUGAGAAGUACUGCCCCACGACGCCUCUCUUUCUGACCAAAGUAAAAGACGCCUGUGAAGGAACGACGAUGUGCGAGAUCAAAUGCACGAAGUUCUUCUUCAACGACAAAACGUGUACCGACACUUACAAGUAUCUCGAAGUUUACUACAAGUGUAUCGAGGUCAUCAACGGUCACGAAGUUGUCAACGAGGAUAACUUACUCAACGCUAACUUCUUGGGUUAGAGUAGUUUAUAAACAAGAACUUUCCUGUUCAUUUCAGGGUUUGUACUAAUGUAUAAUUUCACUUUGGCUGGGAAAAAAAUCAAACACAACACAACGUCGUAUGAAGCGACCCUUUGAAAAGGGCGCCGACUUUGAAAAAUCCGGGCGCCGACGCAGUUUCGUAUUAAAUUCAUUCACACAAUAAACAGAUCGCGCAGUAUGAGAAAGACUGAAUUUGGUCAGAUGUAAGAUACAAGAAAUAGAGGGCUGUAUAGUUCGACACAAAGUACCUUCUGCACUGAACAGAGUGGCCUAUCCAUUUUGUUGGAUGUAGAAGAGGUUUUUCUUUGAGAUUUUUCAUUAGAAUAAAUGCGAAAGGCAAUUCUCUCUGUAUAGGGCCGUUGACGUAUAUCGAAAAAUUCGUUCUGAAUUAGCUUUACAAACAGACGUGUUAUAAAUGUUGUAGAAUGGAGAAGUUGUAUCACUCUUGACAUACAAACAAAAUGAAUCAACAGCUCAGUCUGAGCGAAUCUUUCUGUUAUGACAGAACGACUUGCUUUGUACCUUAAGUCUUAUAUGUAAAUAAACCGAUAAACGCAAGGUUUAGCGAGCGACCGGAUCUCUUUGUCUGGUCACCUGAUUAUAAGUAAAGUCAUCGACUCAAUAUAAUGUUUAUUUGAAGGUAGUCUACAGUUUCUAUUGGUUGGAUCUCGUUAUACGGGAGAAGCACCGAAUAAAAUUGUUUGAAAUUUA